This is a messenger RNA of Dermacentor albipictus, 4995 nucleotides long. RefSeq lists its product as uncharacterized. Gene Ontology annotation, molecular function: oxidoreductase activity, acting on the CH-CH group of donors. Gene Ontology annotation, biological process: lipid metabolic process. The record is from RefSeq and is a predicted model, not a curated record. NCBI's taxonomy places the organism in Eukaryota, Metazoa, Arthropoda, Arachnida, Ixodida, Ixodidae. Gene Ontology annotation, cellular component: membrane.
CUUCAUUCGCCUUGCUCAUUGCUUGCGCGCACCGUUGCGCAUACGGCGCACAUUUCCAGCGCAUUGUAAGACGACAUGUCUUCCGAUAGUAGAAGCUAUUUUCGGCCGAAAACUAUGCACCAUCAUUCUGGAAGCAGAGUAGCUUCAUCAUACGAACAUGAUGACGUUUUCGUACUGUCACGGAUAUGAAUACUGAGAGAAUUUAUUGAUACUGACGAAUGGCAGUAGAAAUAUUUGACGCCGACCAUUUGGCCAUAUCUGCCAUCGUUACCGUUGGACUGCAAUUCAUUUUCUUUGUCAUCGCAGCAACAUUUCAUUUCGACAAAUUAACAGAUUUCGCUGGUGGUGCCAACUUUAUUAUACUGGCCUUGACUGUAUUUGUUUUAUCCCAGACUUAUAGCCCAAGGCAGUGCCUCACCACUGGUCUCGUCUGUUUGUGGGGUGUGCGCCUAUCAACAUUCCUCCUUUUCCGGAUUAUCAAAAUUGGUAGAGAUGAGAGAUUUCAAGAAGCUAGCAAGAAUAUUGUACGUUUCGCCAUCUUCUGGACCUUUCAGGCGGUAUGGGUGUACACUGUCAGCCUGCCUGUCAUCUUUGUAAACUCACCGCGCAAGGCUGAGCCCCUGACGGAUGCCACCAUGACCCGGCUCGACAUGGCCGGUACCAUUGUGUUUGUCAUUGGCUUCCUCUGUGAGGCCAUGGCAGAUGCCCAGAAGUACAGCUACCGGCAAAACACGUCCAAUGCCAGGCACUGGUGCGACGUUGGGUUGUGGAAGUACUCGCGGCACCCCAACUACUUUGGGGAAAUCACGCUAUGGUGGGGAAUCUUCCUGAUCUCUACCAAUGUGCUCAGGGGGGCCGAAUGGGUGGCUGUACUCAGCCCCCUUUUCAUCACAGCCAUCAUCCUUUUCCUCAGUGGAGUACCCCUGCUGGAGAACAGCGCCGACAUACGCUAUGGCUGCAUGGAGGAGUACCAGCGGUACAAGCGAACCACCAGCCCCUUGGUGCCACUGCCUCCAGGACUCUACAGAGAGGAGGCGACUGCACUGUGAUGCCAUGACACAGAAUGUGAUCACAUGGGAGGGCGACAUCACAACAUUUUGGCACCGGCUCACCUGGCAGUCUGUUAUGCUGCUACUCAAUGCACAGCCCAAGGUAUCAGGUGUGUAUGCAUCAUGAUGCAUACACCCCCUAUGAAAGGAAACUGAAACUUGUUCAUGCAAAGCUAUUAUACCAGGUGUUUAUGCAAAGACCUUAAGCAAUCUAAAAAAAAUUGCCUGUGGCAAAUAGCACAACUCUAGUUCUUGAGCUGGUCUACUAGAAAAUGCAGACAUUACUUGCUUAAGAAGUCAAAAUAGAUAAUUGACUAAUUAACAAAAUUUGACUAAGUUUUUAGCUAACUACCUGUACAUAUUUUGGCACAUCUUGCAUUUGACAAAUUGUAGCCAGGGGGGGUUCACAAGGCAGAGCCACUUGGAAUGAAUUCUCAGGAUUACACUAGUUUCAAGUAAUUAAUACCUGAACUUUGCAAAGAAAUACAUUGGCGGUCCAGUUACUUUUGUGCUUCAAUGCAUCAGAUAGUGCUCUGGUAAAAUGGUAGGUGGAACAACAGUGCAUUUUUGCUGUAAAUUUGAUGGCAUAUAUCUUGAAAAUGGUGUCAUCCACAGAAUUCUUUUUAAGUGGCUAUGCCUAGCAGUCUCACCGGCUACAAUCUGUAAAUUGCAUUAUGUGCCGUACGGUAAUUUGUUAAAAGCUUUAUUUGUGAAUUUUGUUAGUCGAUUACACAUUUCACUUUCUCAUGCAAGUAAUGUACUCCUCUUCGAGUAAACCAGCUCAAGGACUAGAACUGUGCUAUCUGCAACAGGCAAUUUUUAAAAAUUGCGUAAUGUAUUCCCAGGAACACCUGGCAUAGCAAGUUAUUUAGGGUUCAGGCUUUCCUGUACUUUUUCUGCAGUUUCAAGGCUCAGGAUCUUCACUUAACACAAAAAAAUGUAAAUAAAAAAGUCUAAAAUGUGAUGUCAGUACUAGUUUAAUAACUGAAAACAUUCAUCGCUGAAAACUCACUAUGUAAGCACUGCUGUGUUGAUGGGUUAGUGAAGAUCAAAAGUCGAGCAAAUUCUUAAGAGGCCUUCAGCUCUGCCUCGAUGAAAAAUGUUCCUGGACGGUUAUCUCAAUUCUUAGUGACAUUAAGAAUGAGGGGAUUUAUUAUUUUUUUUAAAUAGGCACACAUGCAAAACAGGGACGUGAGAAACAUUAAAAGUACAAUGCACCAAUGCGUCCAUUUUUUGUAGGCCUGCCUUUCUAAACCACAAAUCCCUACUGACUUGCUCGGCUUUGUUGUUCUGAGUGGGGGAAUCACUUUUACAUGGCUUUGAAAAAGAGAAUAUUUAUUUAGCAUAAUUACGGUUUUUGAUUUUCCAUAGUGUCCAUCUGACAUGACAAUUAAAUGUGUGAAAAAUAUAGUACGAGUGGUUGAAGGCUGCUACAAAAUCUUAUUUUGCCUCUUUUUGUUGUUAAAUGCAAAUAAAACAGAGGAUACAACAAUGUAGAGCGAUUGCUGCACUUAGAUUAUUAAACACGUCUAUAAAUUUAUAAUUAGCAAUGACAGACUAGUGCAUCAUCCCUUUCUUAAUGCAUAUCUUCUUGCUCUUGGUUUCAUAAUAUGUUGAAAACAUUUAUUUUGCAGUGAUAAUAUCAAGAUGCCCUAUUUUGUUAACAGCUGGUUAUGGCUUUAAAUAAGCUAAGGGGUGUUCAGGUCUAAUGAUACUGCAAAAUGCUAAAGUGCUCUUGUCAUAUUUAACUUGUAGGUAAGAUCUUUCCAUUCUGGAUUGUGUCAUUUGCAUCUCGGUAAAACGGGAGCUCUAGCCUGGCUGACAUGCCAAAUUAUUCCGAUUGUUGGCUGAAUGUCUUUUAUUAAAAACGUAACUUUAAUCUGUUUAUGUACUAAGUAAACAGUAACUAGUCAGUACUGGUCUAAUAAUUUUGCUUUUCUGCUUUCACAUUAAGUUUAUUAUAGAAUAGGCUUGACAAAUCUGUUAAGUAAUCACUACCAGUUCACACAUGGUUUUGUGUUUUCAUAAGUUAGUGUGAGCACACUAAAUAUUUGGUCUCUGACCACAAAGCUAGUAGUUGAUUGCAGUAAAUUAGAACUGGGAGCUACAGUAGCUAAUGAGAUAUGGUUACAACUGCUAAGGAUUUUUCCCGUGAUUGAACCACACAAAAACAGACUGACACUGUGAUGCAGCCCAAUGUGCAGAGCUCAUUUAAAGACUGUCCUAUUUGGAAAACUGCAGAAAUUGGACGAUACAGACAUAAGAGUAGCCCUAGCUGCUUUGCAUAGUUUUCUUUGCCUUUACAAGCUGGCAGCGUUUCUUGAACUUCAUAUUUUUCUAUAGCAUGUGCUAUUAGCAUAUUAAUAAGUUUGAACUCUUCCAAAAGAUUCCAAAUGGCCAAUCACACUCUUUUACAAGUUGUUGAAAACAUAAGUUACUAUAGAGGUUUGACUCCUGCUACUGCAGCAGCUAAAUCCCUAGUCUGUACAAGAAUUCUCAGAAUUAUUUCUGCAUUUACAGUAGUACAAUGGCUUGCAGGCCUUUUUCACUGAAACGUGUUUACAGAUCAUACCAUGUUUGCCAAAAAUAUUUUGUCUUGCAGCUUACUACCUGUAAGCCAUGUAUGACAAAUGUGUUGCCAAUGAUGCAUUGAACAGCAGGUUUACCAACACACAAUGUCAGCUUGGUUGACCUAACUUAAUUUUGCCUAUUGGAUAGAAAAUGUUUACAUUUCGUACAGGGGUUUGGAGUUUUCACACCCAAGUAACCAUAGGUAUCCAGGGCAUAUUCUAUAAACUCCAAACAUCCAGUGUCAAGACAGAAUGCACGGGGCUAUCCAUCAGUAAACAUUUAUAUUGAACUUUAACUGAAUAUGUGAACGGCAUCGAUAAAUGUCUUUUAAAAUAUUUAGACAGAUUUGUGAAUGCUCUGAGCAGACCUCGAGCGUCAUGGCAGCUUCACUCCGCCCUUCCUAAACACUUAUCCUGUGCAUUUUGCGAGACGUACAGAACAUAGGCUAGGCUCAGGAAAAGUGUGAACCUUGCUUGUCUGGAGGAUCUUCUUUUGAGCCCGGAAAAGAAAAUGCUCACUAAGGAUACAUCGCAUCAAGUACAAACUGUGGAAACUUCGUCACAUUAAAUCGUAACUAUAUAUACUUCUCUGGGCAUAUAAAGGCAGUCUUAUACCUCAUCUUAAAGCACAUAAGAGUGGACACUGUGACCAAACCCUUGUAUCAAAAAUAUAAUGGCUUACGACAUCCUUUUCUUAAAAAUAUAAUGCCUCACUUGAUGCAUGAUACACGUAGUGGUCUUGCAUUACAUAGUGGAACACAACUGCAUACAAUUGUGCUCAACAACUAUAGUUUAUACAUGGCACUGGCACAGCACACAUAACAGGACAAGAAAGUGAGAGUUUGUCUCAAUUUCUUGUCCCAUGUUGUGCGCUGUUUCUAACUGUGUAAAAUUAAUCGUUCCAGGGGACACAUUACUCACUAUAUGAUAAGGGUGUGCAAGUACUGGGUUUGAAACACGACUGGUUAUGGAUCAUAUAGUCACAGUACCAAAUCGAACAGCACAUUUCCACUCGACACCUUUCCAAUUGAUAUUUCAACAUCAUUGUACCAGAAUUUCCUAUGGUCUUGCCAGGCAUUCAUAAAUCUGCCAUAUAUCCUAAAGGAAUGUGUAUUGUACGUCCCGUGGUUAUCCGAGGUUACAUGGGAAAGUGAUGCAAACUUUCCCUAAUAUGUCAGUAACCUGCGAAGACUUUUUCUGCAAUGAUGAAGGAUAUGUCACACUUUUGUUUUCCAGCAACAAACGUUCCUAUGUUGCUCCAAUUCCAGAGCAGAUCCUUUUAAUAUACCUGAUUUUUACCUCAACCCCAAUGUACAACUUUACAAUAUGUAUAACUUUUGCCUAUAUUGUUAAUAAAUGGUGCUUACCCUGUUGUC